GGGCACCCUGCUUUUACUAAUCUUUUCGCACAAAGUUUAGAUAAAUAGCGUGCCGGGAAGUUGAGGAAGAGACAUCAGAAAAUGGUUCGAACAGCAUCGGCGGUGGCCGCAAAGCUGAAUCUGAAGCCACAUCCAGAAGGUGGGUUUUUCUCGGAGACAUUUAGAGACACUUCCAUCACCCUCUCCACUUCUCAACUUCCCCCUGAAUAUAAGGUCGAUCGCGCAAUCAGUACAGCCAUAUACUUCUUACUUCCAUCCGGGAGUGUCUCACGCCUCCAUCGUAUUCCAAGUGCAGAAACAUGGCAUUUCUAUUUGGGCGAACCUCUUACGGUUCUGGAAAUCGAUGAGAAAGAUGGGAGUGCCAAAUUAACGUGCAUUGGACAAGAUAUCGGAGAAAACCAACAGCUGCAAUACACGGUGCCACCGAAUGUGUGGUUUGGAGCGUUCCCUACAAAAGAUUACACCAUAUCUAAAGAAAAUGGAGUCGUGAAAAAUGCAGCCAGGGAUGGAGAGGAACACUUUUCGCUUGUGGGAUGCACGGUUGCACCUGCUUUCCAGUUUGAGGACUUUGUGCUGGCUAAACGGUCUGAACUCGUUGCACGUUUUCCUGCUCAUGAAUCGCUCAUUUCCAUCAUCACGUUUGCGGAUUAGAACGUACGGCUUUCGUGUACUUUUGACAUGAUAGUGGCUGAACUUGUUGCCCAUGGAUUCAACUGAGAUUUAUGUUUAAAGUUUCUACUUUCUUUGGAAGUUUUAAGAAAUAUCUUGUAUUAUGAAUAAUAAUUGCUCAAAAAAUAGCCUCAGACGUAUAGCUCGGUUGGCAAAGCAGUAAAUUGUUGGAUCCAUCUUUUUUGUCUUGGAAACCGAAGAUUCUGUUUUUGGU
This is a messenger RNA of Cynara cardunculus var. scolymus (artichoke), 883 nucleotides long. RefSeq lists its product as uncharacterized. Gene Ontology annotation, cellular component: intracellular anatomical structure. The record is from RefSeq and is a predicted model, not a curated record. The coding region runs from base 82 to 651 and encodes 189 amino acids. Lineage: Eukaryota; Viridiplantae; Streptophyta; Magnoliopsida; Asterales; Asteraceae. The transcript is spliced from 3 exons.